Papaver somniferum (opium poppy) is the source of this 1065-nucleotide messenger RNA. Its product is annotated as F-box/kelch-repeat protein At3g06240-like. The coding region runs from base 1 to 1065 and encodes 354 amino acids. NCBI's taxonomy places the organism in Eukaryota, Viridiplantae, Streptophyta, Magnoliopsida, Ranunculales, Papaveraceae. The transcript is spliced from 2 exons. Gene Ontology annotation, molecular function: protein binding. The record is from RefSeq and is a predicted model, not a curated record.
AUGUCAAGCAUUCCGGAGGAGAUUUACUUUGAAAUCUUUUUAAAGGUACCAGAAGUGCAAUCACUAUUAGCUUGCAAGUAUGUAUGCAAGACAUGGAUUUACAUAAUUUCUAACCUUGAUUUUGUUAAGAAGCAACUUAAUCUUACAAUCAAAAGAAACAACCCUAAUCUCAUGCUUCAAGUUUCCGAGAAUUACACGCCUACUUUCCGUAACGAAUACUACUCCGAGAAGUGUUUGCCUAGUUGUCGUAACGUAUUUUACUCCAUACGUCAUGAUUCACUAGAGUCAUUACUGUCGCCGGAUAAAUUCUUUCAUGAUUAUGCGCUGGAAUUGGAUUGCCCAUUGAAAUCACUAAGUUAUACAGUUGAAGUUAUGGGUUGUUGUAAUGGUCUGGUUUGCCUAUGGUUCUGGAAAAAGCAGUUAUUUUGUCUUUGGAAUCCUGCCACGAGAGAGUAUUAUAAAGUAUUACCAAAAUCAAAUAUUCAUGAUGAUGAUGUUAAAUUGGUUAUGGUUGCACCUGGUUAUGAUGAUAGGAUUAAUGACUACAAGUUAUUUGUUUGUUCAGAUAGUGUAUCCGAAGUCUAUUUGUUAGGUUUAAAUUCAUGGAGAAGCAUUGAGAACGUAACUCGUAAUGAGUUUCUUGUGGGCCACGAAUCUGGAAUACUUCUCAACAGAAAGCUUCAUUGGUUGGGAAGAAGCCCGCAUAACUCUUCUUCUGCUCUAGUCUAUCUAGAUAUCAGCAACGAGAUAUUCAAAGAAAUGGAUUUACCAGCAGAAGUUUCAGAGUUUGACUUAUUUUUUAAUUUGGGGGUGUUGGAAGGGUGCCUUCGAUUACUCUCAACCUCAGACCUUGAUGAUCAUGUUAAAAUAUGGGUAAUGCAGAAUUACGGAGUUUGGAAAUCUUGGACUAAUCGUUAUAUCGUGAAGAAUAAAAGAAUUGUUGAUGACACUUCUCUUAGGCUUUUGUGGUCUUUUAAGAGUGGUGAGGAUCUAUUUCGGGGUGAUCAAGCUGGUCUACUUUUAUAUGACCCUAAAUAUGGAAGUCCAAGACUUUAUGAGAUGUGA